Molecule: messenger RNA, 626 nt
Organism: Cylicostephanus goldi
Lineage: Eukaryota; Metazoa; Nematoda; Chromadorea; Rhabditida; Strongylidae
Source: the annotation of a GenBank genome assembly
AUGUAUGCGCUUGUUAUCCUGUGCGUUUUACCUGCGUUGUUGAGUUUUACUAGAAAAGACUACAAAGACGUGAUAGUAGGGACACUAGCGACGGGACCUGGACCAUCAACAAGAACACAAUCCAUCGAAGACUUGGGUGCUCGUAUAGAGGCUGAAGAAGCGGAAAGAAUGCGAGCUGAUGGCGAAAAUCCUUUGAAAUACAUGGUGAAAGAUGGCAUUCUUUUCAAGAAAAACAAGACACCCGUAGCAAGGGGAUGCAAAGCUCGGAUUGAGCAGGAAAAGACCGCAGACGAUGGUGGUGAGCAAAGCUUGGUCAUCUAUGUCACAUUUGUCAUCAAGAAUACAAGUGAGACAACGCACAAUAUUAUCAAAAUUAGGUCAUUCAUGGCAAAAAAUCAAAGGAGGUGGAACACCAUUGAUGCCAUGAAACAUUUUGUCUUCUCUAUAUCAUUUCAUUCAGGAAUCUUCUCCAUUCAUCUCCGAAUUAAUGCCACCAGUCAAUCAUGGUACACCUAUCAAUCCGCUAAGUACUGUACGGCCAAAACCAACCCCUCCACACAGUCCAGUAUGGCUACUUCUUCUAGAAAAAAAAUUACAAAAAUAAAACCUUUUAGCCUACCAUAAAC